AUGGGGGCCGCCCGCCACAGGAGGAGGAGGCGGAGGCGGCGCGCCGCGCACGACUCGCCUUCCUGGCUCCACUCGGACUCAGUUGUAGCCACCUACCUGGCGAAGAUGGCCACCCCGCUCACGGACCACGAGAAGCGCAAGCAGAUCAGCAUCAGGGGCAUCGCGGGUGUGGAGAACGUGGCGGAGCUGAAGAAGGGCUUCAACCGCCACCUCCACUUCACGCUGGUCAAGGACCGCAACAUCGCCACUCCGCGGGACUACUACUUCGCCCUGGCCCACACCGUCAGGGACCACCUGGUGGGCAGGUGGAUCCGGACCCAGCAGUUCUACUACGAGGCGGACCCCAAGCGAGUCUACUACCUCUCCCUGGAGUUCUACAUGGGCCGGACUCUGCAGAACACCAUGAUCAACCUGGGCCUGCAGAACGCCUGCGACGAAGCCAUCUACCAGCUGGGGCUGGACAUGGAGGAGCUGGAGGAGAUGGAGGAGGACGCCGGGCUGGGCAACGGAGGCCUGGGCAGACUGGCAGCGUGCUUCCUGGACUCCAUGGCGACGCUGGGUCUGGCGGCGUACGGGUACGGCAUUCGCUACGAGUACGGGAUCUUUAACCAGAAGAUCAGAGACGGCUGGCAGGUGGAGGAGGCCGACGACUGGCUGCGCCAUGGAAACCCCUGGGAAAAGGCUCGUCCAGAGUACAUGCUGCCCGUUCACUUCUACGGCCGAGUGGAGGAGACACGGGAAGGGUCCAAGUGGGUGGACACUCAGGUGGUGCUGGCCAUGCCGUACGACACCCCCAUCCCUGGAUACAUGAACAACACCGUCAACACCAUGAGGCUGUGGUCGGCUCGGGCCCCCAACGACUUCAACCUGAGAGACUUUAACGUCGGGGACUAUAUCCAGGCGGUUCUGGACAGAAACCUGGCAGAGAACAUCUCGCGAGUGCUGUACCCCAACGAUAACUUCUUUGAAGGCAAAGAGCUGCGUCUGAAGCAGGAAUAUUUUGUGGUGGCAGCAACACUCCAAGACAUCAUCCGUCGCUUCAAGACCACCAAGGACGGGGGCCCUCGUCGCACCUCCUUCCAGAGCUUUCCAGAAAAAGUGGCCAUCCAGCUGAACGACACCCACCCGGCCAUGGCCAUCCCCGAGCUGAUGAGGAUCUUUGUGGACAUGGAGAAGCUGGACUGGGACACGGCCUGGGACCUGACCAAGCGCACCUUCGCCUACACCAACCACACCGUCCUCCCCGAGGCUCUGGAGCGCUGGCCGGUGGAGCUGCUGGAGACACUCCUGCCCCGGCACCUGCAGAUCAUCUACCAGAUCAACCAGAACCACCUGAACAAAAUCGCCGCUCUGUUCCCCGGCAACGUGGACAAGCUGAGGAAGAUGUCUCUGAUCGAAGAGGACGGCUGCAAGAGGGUGAACAUGGCGCACCUGUGCAUCGUGGGCUCGCACGCCGUCAACGGCGUGGCAGAGAUCCACUCCCGCAUCAUCAAGGCCGACGUGUUUCGUGACUUCAGCGAACUGGAGCCGGCGAAGUUCCAGAACAAGACCAACGGCAUCACUCCGCGCCGCUGGCUGCUGCUGUGCAACCCCGGCCUGGCUGACCUCAUCGCAGAGGUGAUCGGGGAGGACUACGUGAAGGACCUCAGUCAGCUGCAGAAGCUGAAGGACUUUGUGGACGAUGCCGCCUUCAUCCGGGACGUGGCCAAAGUGAAGCAGGACAACAAGCUGAAGUUCGCCCAGUACCUGGAGAAGGAGUUCCGGGUGAAGAUAAACCCGUCGUCCAUGUUCGACGUCCAUGUGAAGAGGAUCCACGAGUACAAGCGGCAGCUGCUCAACUGCCUGCACAUCAUCAGCAUGUACAACAGCAUCAGGAAGAACCCAGCCGCGCCUUUCGUUCCUCGAACCGUGAUCAUCGGAGGAAAGGCUGCUCCUGGCUAUCACAUGGCAAAGAUGAUCAUCAAGCUGAUCACCUCCGUCGCUGACGUGGUCAACCACGACCCCGUGGUGGGAAACCGGCUGAAGGUCAUCUUCCUGGAGAACUACCGCGUGUCUCUGGCUGAGAAAGUGAUUCCAGCCACAGACCUGUCCGAGCAGAUCUCCACCGCGGGCACCGAAGCUUCAGGAACGGGCAACAUGAAGUUCAUGCUGAACGGAGCUCUGACCAUCGGGACCAUGGACGGCGCCAACGUGGAGAUGGCAGAGGAGGCCGGCGAGGAGAACCUCUUCAUCUUCGGGAUGAGAGUGGAGGACGUGGCUGAGAUGGAGGAGCUCGGGUAUGACGCCAUGGUCUACUACAAGAAGAUCCCGGAGCUGAAACAAGUCAUGGAUCAAAUCACCAGCGGAUUUUUCAGCCCCAAAAAUCCAGACCUGUUCAAAGACCUGACGGAGAUGCUCUUCAAGUACGACCGGUUCAAAGUGUUUGCAGACUUUGAGGAUUACAUGAAGUGCCAAGAGAAAGUCAGCCGACUGUACCAGAACACCACCGCGUGGACCAAGAUGGUGAUCCGGAACAUCGCAGCCACCGGGAAGUUCUCCAGCGACAGAACCAUCUCCGAGUACGCCCGGGAGGUGUGGGGCGUGGAGCCCACCGACCUGAAGAUCCCGGCGCCCAACGAGCCCCGGGAGGCCAUCGAAGAAACGGCCCGAGCUCUGAAGAAGCUGUGAGGACCAGCCUCGGACAACUGCUCCCCGCUCCAUUCCUCUGUGUGUGAGCACUGCCUGCCGCCGCUUCACAAGCGCUUCUGUAUCGUGCUGAAUAAACGCUCACCAGCCGCUUCAA
Molecule: messenger RNA, 2782 nt
Organism: Synchiropus splendidus (mandarinfish)
Lineage: Eukaryota; Metazoa; Chordata; Actinopteri; Syngnathiformes; Callionymidae
Gene: pygl
Product: phosphorylase, glycogen, liver
Exons: 20
Coding region: 1-2667 (888 amino acids)
Biological process (GO): glycogen catabolic process
Cellular component (GO): cytoplasm
Molecular function (GO): pyridoxal phosphate binding; glycogen phosphorylase activity
Source: RefSeq, a predicted model, not a curated record